GGGCUACAAAAUCUAAUUGGUAUCGAGUUUUGUCACUUUUGACCAGACCUUCAUUUCAUAAAGUAAAAAAAUGGGUAAAAGAGAAAAUGAAAAUCUAAAAGAAAUUGAAGGCAAAGGCGCAAAGCCGCGUGAUUCCAGAUUUUGAGACCGAAUUCAUCCUUUGGUAACAAUACAUGACCUCACCGGUCAACGCUCUCACUCCAUCUCCCUCAGACCCUAUGACUUUGACUUUCAUUCUCUUCUUCUCUGAUCUGACUCGUCGCUGAUGCCGCCUCCUGCUGUUCUCUCAAAUACUUUAUACUUGUCAUCAUAUCUCAUCGUUGCUCUGGUUCCAGUCAUCUCCGACCACAACCAUAAGAUGAUUAGUUCUAUUGCUACUCAUCCACUUCAGCUUAGUAUGUUUGUUAGGGGUAGAAAUGGAAAAACAGUUAAUUAAAUUGAGCUAAAUAUAGCUGGGGAAUCUUUGGUUGUGGAAGGGCAUUUUGGGUAAUUUACAUUUUAUAGUUAGAGGUUUAGCCUAUAUAUGCUGGGAAUAAUGAGGGGGGAUAUCAUCUUUUUUUGAAAUCUGCUCUUGUACCUUGGGAGAGAACUAGACUCUCAAAUUUCUAGCAAUCAUCAGACAGAGUUUCAUUUUGUAUGCACCAAAAUCAUUGAGUAUUGAGCAAUAUUUCCCAGAGUAUUCUUACACUGCUUUUCUUUGUAUUCACUAUUCAGUGAGUUCUUGUUGAUCUUAUUUGAGAGGGUGAUUUCAUAGCAAAAUUGUUAAGGUACGUUCAAGCUAUUGCAUACAACUUCUUCCAUCGAUCAUGGACCAUUUUGAUCACCUAAAAAUUCGAAUGGAAGACAUAAUAUCUGCCACCGGAAACUUUAGUCACGACAGACUAAUCGGACGUGGUGGGUUCGGCCCGGUGUACAAAGGAGAACUCUCACUUUCAACACCAACCAUGGUAGCUUUCAAGCGCUUAGAUCGUAGACUCGGACAAGGGAACACUGAGUUUUGGAAGGAGAUCACAAUGCUUUCCGAAUUAAAACAUACAAAUUUAGUUUCUCUCGUUCACUUUUGCAUUCAGGGUGACGAGAGAGUCCUUGUUUACGAAUAUGCCUCUCGUGGAAGCCUCGAUCGCUAUAUAAGUGAUGUUAGUCUUACAUGGACUCAACGCCUCGAUAUAUGCCUUCAGGCUGCACGUGCACUAAGGUACCUUCAUGAUCCGAAGAAACCUCAAGGAAGAGUUCUCCAUCGUGAUAUUAAAAGCUCCAACAUCCUUUUGGAUGACAAGUGGACUCCUAAAGUUUCUGAUUUUGGGUUGUCAAAGAUUGGCGUAUCAAACCAACCACACACAGUUGUUGUCUCCAAUCCUGUUGGCACAGUUGGAUAUUGUGAUCCGUUGUAUUGGGAAAUGGGCUUUCUAUCAAAAGAGUCUGACGUGUAUUCCUUUGGAGUUGUACUCUUUGAAGUAAUGUGCGGAAGAUUGUGUACUGAGUAUCGUAAUGAUAAGCAUACAAAUUUAGUAAGUUGGUGGAAAAAAUGUUGUGAUGAAAAGCAACUAGAUGGUAUUAUCUUUCAACAUAUAAAGGAAGAAAUAGAAUGGGACUCUUUGAUAACCUUUUCAACCAUCGCCAAUCGAUGUACAAAUAGAGAGCGUAAAGAGCGACCAACAAUGGAUGAGGUUUUGGAAGAACUUCAGAUUGCACAUGAACAACAGAAUAUCAAUAGCAACGUCCUUCUAAUCGAGAUGUCCGAGCGUGCUGUACCUCCACUAUCCUACACAUCCCAAAAGGAACUCAUAUCACUUCUUUCCAAAGGCAUACUUGUUGAUGAGGGCAAAAGGUGGGUUACAAUAAAUAAAAACAAACAAUUUCAUGAAAUGAUAUCCGCAACAGAAUGUAUACAUGGAGGGAGGUUUAUUCGUCGCUGUGAUGAUUAUUCAAGGUUCUCAAAUAUUUUCAUUUCAUUUUCCUCUGAUUUCAAAGUAGAAGUGAGGACUCGAUUCUUGUCACCACAUGUCACUUACACCAUAAACCUCGUCUUCAAACAUGAAAUUAACAAAUAUGGGAUAUAUGUACCCUUCAUAUACAAAUUGGAAGAGGAGACACACUAUUCAAAGUCACACAUUGUGCAACUGAGAAAAGAUGGGUGGCUAAUGGCUGAAUUAUAUCGGUUUACUAGUUACAAAAAGGAACAUGAAUUCAAAAUUGAGUUCUUACAAUUUGCUAUUACAAGUCGUUGGCGUCAUUUAGAAGGCAUUGAAUUUCGACCCAUGGAGCAUGAAGCACAUGGAGAUCGAAAGGGCAAACAUACGAGGCCAAGAUCAGGUUUGGACACUGAGUUGGAACAAAAGAUGAUACUAGAUUAUAUGGAUUUAAUCAGGUUGUCAAAAGAUAAUUUACAGUGGACAACUAAGAAGGAUUUUUACUUUCUUCUUCGCAAAGGCUUUCUCAUCCACGAGGGUGAAAAGAAACAAACUAACGAGAAACUAGAGAAACAAAGAGUUACAACACAAAUUAAUCCACCUAAGUUUCUAUUAAUCAACAAUAACAACACCACUUGA
This is a messenger RNA of Lactuca saligna, 2549 nucleotides long. The record is from the annotation of a GenBank genome assembly. Lineage: Eukaryota; Viridiplantae; Streptophyta; Magnoliopsida; Asterales; Asteraceae.